AUGAAGUCCUUAACAUUAAUUUCUUCAUUCUUUCUCUGCGUUGUCGUUGUACUUUUCACAUUUUCAUCUAAUUAUGCUUCAGCUCACAUUCAUGAAGACUUCCUUCACUGCCUCUCAAACCAUUUAUCAAACUGUUCCACCAUUACUGAACUCGUCUACACUCCAAACAACCCAUCGUAUUCAACUCUAUUAAAUUCCUCAGUUAUGAACUUCCGCUUCUCUUCUCCUUCCUUACCAAAACCGUCAGUUAUCAUUACACCAUUUCAUGUCUCCCAAAUCAAAGCCACCUUGAUGUGCUCAAAGAAACAUGGCUUGCAGAUUCGAACUCGAAGCGGCGGCCAUGACUCUGACGGUCUCUCCUACAUAUCCGAUGUGCCUUAUGUCGUAAUCGAUCUGAGAAACCUUCGUAAGGUCAAAGUUGACGUUCAUGACAAAACGGCCUGGGUUCAAGCAGGAGCUACCAUCGGUGAAGUUUAUUAUAAUAUCGCCAAGAAGAGUCCGAUUCUAGGGUUUCCUGCUGGAAUUUGCUACACUGUAGGUGUGGGUGGACACUUCAGUGGAGGAGGCUAUGGAAUUUUGAUGAGAAAAUAUGGCCUUGGAGGUGAUAAUGUUAUUGAUGUACGUAUACUGCUAGCAAAUGGAAAAAUAGUUGACCGAAAAUCUAUGGGAGGUGAUCUUUUCUGGGCUUUAAGAGGUGGUGGUGCGGUAAGCUUUGGAAUUGUUCUUGCGUGGAAAAUCAACUUGGUUGAUAUCCCAUCUACAAUUACCAUAGCCAAUGUUCAGAUGGACUAUGAGCAAGAUUCAACAAAAAGGCUUGUCCACCAAUGGCAAACUAUAGCAGACAAAUUCGAUAAAGAUUUGUUACUGUUUGUUAGGUUACAAACUGGAAAUUCUACAACUCCUGGGAUCACCAAGCCAUCCUUACAAGCUUCCUUUGCUGUGGUGUUCCUUGGUGGAACUGAUAAGCUUAUUCCCUUGGUUAAAAAAAGCUUCCCUGACUUGGGUUUAGCCAGAAAAGACUGUGUCGAAAUGAGUUGGAUUCAGUCCAUUCUUUUGUUUAAUGGAUUCCCAACUAAUUCUUCUCUAGAUGUUCUUCUAAAUAGGACACAGUCAGUAAUGUUUUCAUUCAAAGCAAAAGCUGAUUAUGUCAAAGAGCCAAUUCCAGACGAUGUCGUCGAUAAGUUAGCGAAGAGUUUGUAUCAAGAAGACUUGGGAACAGCAGUUCUUCAGUUGUUUCCGUAUGGAGGAAGAAUGGGAGAAAUUCCGGAAUCAGAAACACCAUUCCCUCACCGAUCUGGAAACCUUUACGAGCUCACUUAUCUUGCUCGGUGGGUGGAGAAGGGGAAUGCUUCGGAAACCGAGAAUCAUUUGAAAUGGACAAGAAGUUCUUAUAGUUACAUGGCUCCCUAUGUGUCUAAGAAUCCAAGAGAAGCGUACCUCAAUUACAGAGACCUUGACAUCGGAAGAAACAACUAUAAUGGCUCCACUACAUACGCACAAGCAAGCAUUUGGGGAUCGAAGUAUUACAAGGAUAAUUUUAAGAGAUUGGUUUAUGUCAAAACUAUGGUUGAUCCUUCUAAUUUCUUCAGGAAUGAACAAAGUAUCCCAGCUUACUCUUUAUGA
Molecule: messenger RNA, 1623 nt
Organism: Humulus lupulus (European hop)
Lineage: Eukaryota; Viridiplantae; Streptophyta; Magnoliopsida; Rosales; Cannabaceae
Product: cannabidiolic acid synthase-like
Exons: 1
Coding region: 1-1623 (540 amino acids)
Molecular function (GO): FAD binding; oxidoreductase activity
Source: RefSeq, a predicted model, not a curated record